This is a messenger RNA of Exserohilum turcica Et28A, 2298 nucleotides long. RefSeq names its product glycoside hydrolase family 92 protein. Gene Ontology annotation, molecular function: peptide-N4-(N-acetyl-beta-glucosaminyl)asparagine amidase activity; carbohydrate binding. The transcript has 3 exons. Lineage: Eukaryota; Fungi; Ascomycota; Dothideomycetes; Pleosporales; Pleosporaceae. The record is from RefSeq and is a predicted model, not a curated record. Gene Ontology annotation, biological process: glycoprotein catabolic process; carbohydrate metabolic process; protein quality control for misfolded or incompletely synthesized proteins. Gene Ontology annotation, cellular component: cytosol; nucleus. Bases 1 to 2298 code for a protein of 765 amino acids.
AUGGUCAAGCUCGGAAUCGAUAGCUACGAAAGCCCUAUCAACCAAAGCGCACUCAAUGGCGGAUAUACGCCCAAGGGUCGUGUCACGGGUAUUAGUCUGAUGCAUCAGUCUGGUACAGGGGGAGGGCCAAAAUACGGGUAUCCGUCCCAGAUGCCCCUCACCAAGAUUGAUGGCGAUGUCAAUGUGCUGGAUAAUCGCACGUAUUGGCAGAAUCGCGUCGGCCAAGAUGUAGCUUCAGUUGGCUACUUUCGCACUGAGCUGGAGUCGGGUGUAAAAGUCGAGCUAUCGGCCUCACGACAUGCGGGACUCUACCACUACACAUAUCCAUCGACUUCUGAGACACACGUGUUAGUGGACCUGUCGCACUAUCUCCCGCACUUGACACGGUCAUGGGACUCGCAGUUUUACACCGGCGGCGAGAUUGAGAUCCAGCCCAAUUCCAAAACUUACACUGGCUACACCUCCAUUGCGGGAGGAUGGAACGUUGGCGCGCCAGUCACCGUCUACAUAUGUGGAGAAUUCGAUCGUGCACCAGAUGAGGGCAAAGCGUUCAAAGGCAAGAACACGUUUCCCGUUGGUCGGCACUUUCGCACCUCUGACAAUGCCACAACGCCGCAACCGACAUUCACUGGAUACAAAGCCCGGUCUGGACCGAUGAAUGACCGCGUUGGCGCUGUGUUCACUUGGAAGAACGCCACUAAGGUCAAGUCUCGUGUCGGCAUCUCCUUCAUGUCUGUGGACAAAGCUUGCGCAUACAAAAACUCCGAACUGUCAACGUGGUCCAUCGAAGAUACCGCACAAGCAGCGCGCGACGAAUGGAACCGCGACGUGUUUUCCAAAAUCCGCGUCGACACUUCGGAAGCUGCAAACAAAACACGCCUGGCGUUGCUGUACUCCAGUCUGUACUUUAUGCACCUCAUUCCAAGUGAGCGGGUAGGCGAGAACCCACUGUGGGAUUCGGAUGAGCCGUCGUGGGAUGACUUUUAUACCAUGUGGGAUCUUUUUCGGAACCAGGUCUCGCUGUGGCAUCUCAUCCAGCCCAGUUACUACGAGUCAAUGCUACGGUCUUUGAUUGACAUCUUCAAGAAUGACGGAUACUUGCCGGAUGGACGAUCCGGCAACUACAACGGGCUGGUGCAAGGAGGAUCAAAUGCCGAUAAUGUCCUUGCGGAUGCCUAUGUUAAAGGCAUGAGGGGUAAGAUCAAUUGGACCGAAGGUUAUGUUGCUGUCAAAAAAGAUGCCGAUGUGCUGCCGUUCUUUGACCAAAACCCCGCCGAUCGAUAUGGCUCACUGAAAGAGGGCCGGGCAGCACUGGAUGACUGGAUACCGCUGGGCUAUGUCUCAGCCGACCGCAAUACGCGCGCAGUAUCGAGGACGGUGGAAUAUGCGCUCAACGACUUUGCUGUCAGUCAGAUUGCAGCAGGCGAGGCGCCUGGCGAUCAGGACCUGUACCUGCGCAGGUCAGCAGGUUGGCAGUUGAGCUGGAAUCCCGAAGCAACAAGCCGUAACUUUACUGGCUUCGUCAUGCCGCGAUACGCAAACGGGACUUUUGACGAGACUUACGACAUUACCGACUGUGGCGGUUGCAACUGGGGCGACCUCAGUUACGAAGGGACUGCGUUUGAAUAUUCCUUUGUCAUUCCCCAUGACAUGUCGCGAUUGAUAACGCUAAUGGGCGGCGCCUCACACUUUGAAGCACGACUCGACUACGUCUUCCAGCCAAACACGUCUGGCGUCGAUCUCGGUGUAAACGGACUAGAUAUUACGACGAUCAACAACGUAGCGAACGAGCCAGACUUCCAAACGCCUUACCUUUACAAUUACCUCAACAAACAAUGGAAGAGCGUCCAGCGCUCCCGCCAACUCGCCAACGACUUCUACUUCAACACCACAAACGGCAUCCCGGGAAACAGCGAUGCAGGCGCCUUGAACUGCUGGUUAGUCUGGCAGAUGCUGGGCCUGUAUCCCAUAGUCACGACGCCCGUGUAUCUUCUUGAGAGUCCCUGGUUCUCCGACAUCAACGUCACCAUCAACCACGACAAGACGCUGAGGAUCCGGGCGGAAGGCUUAGACGAUGGCGACGGCCGCCAGGGAUACUACGUGCAGAGCGUAAGCAUCAACGGCGAAGCGUGGACGCGGAACUGGUUCGAGCAUGCGGAUGCAGGCGGUAUUAUGACGGCAGGCGGUGAGAUUGUCUUUACGCUGGGCCACGAGCAGCUGGCCUGGGAAACGGGUCCCGUCCCGCCGAGUCCCGGUCAUCAAGAAGUGGAUAUUCCAGGCGACGAGGCCUUGUUCUAG